Molecule: messenger RNA, 768 nt
Organism: Hansenula anomala
Lineage: Eukaryota; Fungi; Ascomycota; Saccharomycetes; Phaffomycetales; Wickerhamomycetaceae
Exons: 1
Biological process (GO): conjugation with cellular fusion; Golgi to plasma membrane transport
Cellular component (GO): trans-Golgi network; exomer complex
Molecular function (GO): protein dimerization activity
Source: RefSeq, a predicted model, not a curated record
AUGGUGGAAGUAUCGCUUACUGUUGGUAAAUUGGACGCUUCAUUAGCAUUGUUGUUGACAAAAGAUCAUCAUUUAAUUGAAUUUCCAACAAUCUUAUUACCAGAUGGUGUUAGUGCUGGAUCUGUUGUUACAAUCAAAUGUGAUCAAGAUUUAGAUGAAGAAGCUAAAGAUAAGAAUAUAUUUGAAGAUGUUCAAGAACAAAUUUUGGAAAUGUUUGGUAAAAAUGAACCAAAAGCUCCAAUUUUAAAGAUCAAGAAUGUUACACAAACUAGUGCAGUUUUAGAAUGGGAACAAUUAGAUCUUGGAUCUGCUAAUAUUAAAUCAUUAACUUUAUAUAAAAACAAUUCAAGAUUGGGGCAAAUUCCAAAUCCUUUAGUUAAUACAACGACAAAAUUAUCAGGUUUACCAGUUGAUACACCAUAUGAAUUUCAUUUAAGAUUAGAUACAACUGCUGGUAUUUAUCAAUCAGAACCAGUUAAAUUGAGAACUCAUAAAAUGACUGAUCUAAGUGGUAUAACGGUAUGUCUUGGUGAGAUUGAUCCAAAAGAAGGUAUUACCCGUGAAGAUAUUGAAAGUUCAUUAGCUAAUAUGGGUGCUAAACCAUUACAAGAUGAAGUUAAAGUUGAUACUACACAUUUCAUAUGUACUUUAGGUUUGGGUCCUCAAUAUAAAAAGGCAUUAGAUAAUAACAUUCCAGUUGUUAGACCUGAAUGGUUAAAAGCUUCUGAAACUGAAAGAAGAAUAAUAGGUGUUAGAAAUUUUUAUCUU